AUGCCGCCAAAGAAGGGAAACAAGAAGAAGAAGCAGGACGACUACUGGCAAUCGAACGAUUUCGAGCAGGACCAGGAGGCCCUUGGUAUCAGCAGUACCCCUGCCCCCGAGGCCGAGGCCGAAGCCGCGCUGUACGUCCCCGACCACGUCGCUCGCGACGAUGACGAUGGUGACAGUGGACUCAUGGGCCUGAUCGCCAAGGCUGCUAAAAAGAAGGCUGUCCCCAAGAAGGCUGACACUCCUGAGCCCGAUCUGGACGACGAUCUGGAUGACGGAGAGCCCGUUGUCAGGAUCAAGACCAAGAAGGAAAAGGAAAAGGAGAAAAAGGAGCGUGAGAAGGAGAAGAAGCGUCUUGCUGCCGAGAAGGCAAAGAAGGACAACCCUACCCCCGCCCCUGCCCCCAAGGCCGAUAAGGCUCCUGAACCAACCCCCGCCCCUGCUGCUGCUGCUCAGGAUGACGACGAGGAUGAGGAUGAGGAUGAGGGACCAAAGUCUAAGAACAAGAAGAAGAAGAAGAAGGCCGCUGCCGCUGUCAAGGAGGAGGUCAAGCCCAAGAAGAAGGGACCCGCCGGUCUCGGAGCCCUCAAGGCUUUGUUGGAGAAGCAGAAGGCUGAGGAGGAGGAGGCUCGCCGUAUAUUCGAGGAGCAGCAGCGCGCUGAGGAGGAGCGUAUCCGCAAGAUCGAGGAGGAGGAGGCCGCUAAGGCUGCCUUGAAGGCCAAGAAGAAGGAGAAGGAGAGGGCCAAGCUGGAGCAGAAGCGCAAGGAGGGUACUCUUUUGACCAAGGCCCAGAAGGAGGCCAAGGCCAAGGCCGAGCUCCGCAAGCAGCAGCUCUUGGAGUCAGGAGUUAUUGUCGAGGGUCUCGAGAAGGCCGACGACGAGGAGCCCGACAAGAAGAAGAAGGUCGUCUACGGCAACAAGAAGAAGAAGGGUCCUCAGGCCCAGACCCCUCCUCCUUCGUCCCCCAAGAUCGUUGCGCCCGAGAUUAUCACCCCUGUCUCGGCUGCCGUUUCGGAGAAGGAUGAGGAGAGUGCUGAUGACUGGGAGGCCGCCGCCGAGAAGGACGAGGUCCCCGCCCCUGAGGAGAAGAAGGACGAGGACGACGUCAAGGACAGCUGGGAUCAGAGCGAGGAGGAGGAUGUUAAGGACAGCUGGGAUCAGAGCAGUGAUGAGGAUAGCAAGAAGGCCAAGGCUGUUCCCACUAAGGCUGCUCCCACUAAGGCUGCUCCUGCUAAGGCUGCUCCUGCUAAGACUGCUCCUGCUAAGGGUGCUCCUGCCAAGGCUAAGGGUGCCAAGGGUGCCCCUGCCAAGAAGGGCGUUCCUGUCAAGAAGCAGCCCGAGCCUGAAUCCGAGUCCGAGUCCGAGUCUGAGGAUGAUUCUGAUGACUCUGAUGAUGACUCUGACGACUCUGACGAUUCUUCGGACUACUCUGACUCUGAUUCCGAUUCUGAGCGGGAAACCUCGACCGCUCUGGCUGUGCGUCUCCGCAAGGAAGAGGCAGCUGUCCGCAGAAAGGCCCGUGUUGCCGCCGCCAUGGCCGCGCGUUCCAAAGAUGACCUGCGUUCGCCUAUUUGCUGUAUUUUGGGACACGUCGAUACAGGAAAGACCAAGCUUCUGGACAAGAUUCGUCAGACCAACGUUCAGGAGGGCGAAGCCGGAGGAAUUACCCAGCAGAUCGGAGCCACCUUCUUCCCCUUGGAGACCAUCAAGCAGAAGACUGCAGUUUUGAACAAGGACGGAUCCAAGGAGUACAAGCUGCCUGGUCUCUUGGUCAUCGAUACCCCCGGACACGAGUCCUUCACCAACUUGCGCUCCCGUGGUUCGUCGCUCUGUAACAUUGCCAUUUUGGUCGUCGAUAUCAUGCACGGUCUCGAGCCCCAAACCCUCGAGUCUCUCAAGUUGCUUCGUGACAAGAAGACUCCUUUCAUUGUCGCCCUGAACAAGGUCGAUCGUCUCUUCGGCUGGAAGGCCAUCCCCGACAACUCGUUCGUCGAUUCGUUGUCCCAUCAGUCUGAGUCCGUCAAGCGCGAGUUCGAGACCCGUAAGAACGCUGUCAUCACAGCCUUCCAGGAGAACGGAUUGAACGCCACCCUCUACUACGACAACAAGAACUUGGGCAAGUACGUCUCGCUCGUCCCCACAUCUGCCCACACUGGAGAGGGUAUCCCCGAUAUGAUCAUGUUGUUGGUCGAGCUCACCCAGACCCGUAUGAGCGAGCGUCUGAUGUACAUUUCCGAGCUCGAGUGUACAGUCCUGGAGGUCAAGGUUAUCGAAGGUCUCGGAACAACGAUCGAUGUUGUCUUGUCGAACGGUGUCCUGAGGGAAGGAGACCGUAUUGUUCUCUGUGGUCUAAACGGAUCAGCAAUCGCGACAAACGUCCGUGCGCUGUUGACGCCUCAGCCAUUGAAGGAGUUGCGUGUCAAGUCUGCAUACGUCCAUCACAAGGAGGUCAAGGCCUCGCUCGGAGUCAAGAUUUCCGCCCCCGAUCUGGAAAAGGCCCUUGCCGGAUCCCGUUUGAUGGUUGUCGGACCCGAUGAUGAUGAGGAAGAGUUGAAGGAUGAGGUUAUUUCCGAUCUCACGUCGCUGUUGUCAUCGAUCAACAAGUCUGGACACGGUGUCUGUGUCCAGGCCUCGACUCUCGGUUCCUUGGAGGCCUUGCUCGAGUUCUUGAGGGUGUCGAACAUCCCUGUCUCUGGUGUCAACAUUGGACCCGUCCACAAGAAGGAUAUCAUGCGUGCCAGUACGAUGUUGGAAAAGUCCAAGGAGCUGGCCUGUUUGCUCUGUUUCGAUGUCAAGGUCGACAAGGAAGCUGAGCAGAUGGCUGAGGAGAUGGGCAUCAGGGUCUUCAAGGCCGACAUUAUUUACCACUUGUUCGAUCAGUUCACAGCCUACCACAAGCAGCUCACAGAGGAGCGUCGCAAGGACCAGGCCCCUUCGGCCGUCUUCCCCUGUAUCCUCAAGAUGGUCCCCGGAGCCAUCUUCAACAAGAAGGAUCCUAUUGUUAUCGGAGUCGAUGUUUUUGAGGGAGUCAUGAAGACCGGCACGCCACUGUGUGUGAUCAACAUCAACCCCGAGACCAAGGCCAAGGAGAUUGUGUCGUUGGGCAAGAUCACGUCGAUGGAGAUGAACCACAAGGUUGUCGAUACUGUCAAGAAGGGAGGCUCUGGAGGAGGAGUUGCCAUUAAGGUCGAGUGUGCUGUCUACGAGAACGCAAAGACCUUUGGACGCCACUUCAACGAGCAGUCCGAGCUCUAUUCCAUGAUCUCGCGAGAGUCCAUUAACAUCUUGAAGGAGUCCUUCCGUAACGAUCUUUCAAAGGAGGAAUGGGCCCUCGUCGUCAAGCUCAAGGGAAGGUUGGACGUUGUUUAA
Linnemannia hyalina is the source of this 3366-nucleotide messenger RNA. Lineage: Eukaryota; Fungi; Mortierellomycota; Mortierellomycetes; Mortierellales; Mortierellaceae. The record is from the annotation of a GenBank genome assembly.